CUGCACGGAGGGCACAGCUCCCACCACUCCACAGGAAGAAAACAUUAACAGUACACAAAGCUGCGAGGAUCUUGCUACAUCCGGUGCCAGCGCGAUAAGAGGCACACUGGCGCCCUUACCCAAGUGCCGCUUCAUCUAAUAUUAACACAACACUUCACCAUACUAGAGGAGUGAUGACAUGCAUGAGCACCACAGUUUCUAUUCUUUCCUCGCCACACCCACCGAGGCUUGAAGUGGCGUGUUGAGGCCCGCGAAGCACCCAGGGCUCAAGACACAAACCACUUUGCUCUGAGCAGCACCCGGCCACGGUCGCCUUGGUUAGGUGCUCUGGCCAGCAAUUAUUUGCGAUGCAGUUCCUUGUGUUCCUCGCCAUGGGCGUGGCCGUGGCCCAGGCAAGCGCCACGCCUCCCACAGCUGAGGAGAAUAGCUGUUCAGGCCUCAAGGACGAUCGCUCCCUUCUGUCCAGCCUACUAGCGGUAACUGGCUACAGUGAUGCUUGCGUGGCCGCCGCCCUGGACUUCUGUAGUAGUGGACAAGAGGACAGCCGCUACGCGUCCCUCAUGGAGGAGGCGAGGGAAGUGGUGCAGCAGGUCAGUGCUGCUGUAAACAAAUGGGAGUCUCGGCCGCGUCACUGCAAGGACUUACUGGACUCCGGGGACAGCGGGAGCGGCCUGCGCCAGGUAUACCCUUACCCUGGGCGACCCCACCACCGCGUGCCCGUGUUUUGUGACCACACCGUCGACGGCGGGGGAUGGACCGUCUUCCAGCGGCGCACCAGUGAUGCCGUCCGCCAAGAUUUCUACCGCACUUGGGUCGAGUAUCAGUUGGGCUUUGGUGACCUGGAGGGUGAAUUCUGGCUGGGCCUUGACCUUCUGCACCAGCUGACCUCCACCACCCUGCAGCAGCUACGAAUUGACCUGGACGAUUACGAGGGAGAACAUCGGUGGGCCAAGUAUGGAUUCUUCCACGUGGGCGCACCAGAGACCAAGUUCCGCCUCAGUGUUGGAAGUUACAGUGGAGACGCAGGGGACAGCUUCACAAGGCACAACGGCCAAGCAUUCAGCACCCAUGAUGCUGACAACGACAGUCAUAAGACUUAUAACUGUGCCGAAAGCCGACGAGGAGCUUAUUGGUAUGACAACUGCGCAGAUUCUAACCUGAACGGCUACCAGUAUAUGGGCAACUACACCUCCUUCGCCGAUGGUAUUCACUGGAAUCAUUGGAGAGACCACCAGUACUCCCUGAAGCGAACAUCCAUGAUGACUCGCCCCGCCUUCUGACCCACUCAGACUAACGUGGCGUUGUUAUGUAUUUCAUUAUAUCCUGUAAUUUAAAUACACAAGCAGGUAGGGUCUCUCUCUCUCUCUCUCUCUCUCUCUCUCUCUCUCUCUCUCUCUCUCUCUCUCUCUCUCUCUCUCUCUCUCUCUCUCUCUCGUUCACUGUGCAGUGUAUCAUCCUUGCUGUUGACAAAUGUCAUUAACAACAAAAUAAGCCAAUAAUAAAUUCAUCAUUGCCUUGA
Scylla paramamosain (green mud crab) is the source of this 1519-nucleotide messenger RNA. Its product is annotated as ryncolin-1-like. The transcript is spliced from 4 exons. Lineage: Eukaryota; Metazoa; Arthropoda; Malacostraca; Decapoda; Portunidae. Bases 348 to 1280 code for a protein of 310 amino acids. The record is from RefSeq and is a predicted model, not a curated record.